AGCUGUCGUUGCCGUCGGUGCAGUUGCCGUCGCUACCUCCUGCUUCUUUGGCCCGGGGAACGAUUUCCCCGCCGCGGGAUAAUGUGCGGGGAGGGGAUCGGGAAUUCGUUUAGAUGGCAGUUGACUAAACGGGGGAGGGUCAGACAGACGGUUAUCGAAGAACAAAAGGGAAGGCCAAAGAAUAAAGGGUUUCCCCAGUAAAAUGACACGGUGAUUGCGGUUCCUGUUUUCGGGGUCUUUCCCCGAAAUGGCGGUUUCCGUCUUCUUGCUCCACAGCGACCCGGAGCGCUCGGUAAGCGGGGUGGGGAGAGGCAGAGGUGGUCCAUGCAGCCAAUCAGUGUCUGAUGUGUUCUCUCGAGCGCGUCCUGAUUGGCUAGCAGUGACCUCAUGCUGCAGCAGCGGGUGGGGCCAGAGCCGUAGGGGGAGGCUGUUGCAAAGGCCGAGAGGGAGAGUGACGAUGGUGUUCGUUGCUGCCGCGGCCGAUUCGGAACACAAGCCGUGGCGAAGGGAAUCUAAAGGCUCUUCCUUGACUAUUUUCUCCUGUCCCUGCGCGAGUUGCGGCUCGCUGGGGAAAGCCCCCCGAGGGACGCUCCGGAUGGGGCUGUGACGGCUGUUGGUGAAAGGAAAGGCUUGUCGCCCUAUUUCUUAUCUGCCUUUCUCCUUACAAAGUAUACUUACGUAAGGUAGCAGGUCCCUAAUGUGGGAGCUGGAAUCCACGAGUCGGGAAAGGCCACUGGACUGAGUAAAGAGGCUAGCUGCUUGGGCUACAGCGCCGAGGAAUAUCGAUUAAUUUCUGAGAAAACUUAAGUUUCCAGAUUCGAAUAGCAAAGUAAUCUUUUAAGUUUGGAAUCAAGUGUAAAAAGCGUGAUGAUCAUACCCAGGAACACUUGUAAUUUCCUGAACGUUAAAAAGAAAUCAAGGAGUAUACCAUCUGAAGUUUGAGGGCCCUUUUCAAACUUGUCGCUUCUAUCUGUAUUUACUUUCUUCCCGUUUUCUCCCUGUCUGUAUAUCCUACAAGAAUGUGAAAUCCUAUCUGAAUUUUUUUUUAAUUUAGACGUGAUUAAGUAAUACAAUAAAAACUGCUAGUAUUGUAAUAUACAUGAAGUAAGGGCGUUUUCAGUAUUCCUGGUCUCCUGUUGUUUUUCUGUUGUCCUCUUAACUGUGGUUUUUAAAAAUAAAAAUGAAAUUGUAAUCA
Molecule: messenger RNA, 1195 nt
Organism: Odocoileus virginianus texanus
Lineage: Eukaryota; Metazoa; Chordata; Mammalia; Artiodactyla; Cervidae
Source: RefSeq, a predicted model, not a curated record